AUGGCGGCCAUCAAGCUCCCUAUCGCCAUGAUCGCCCAACUUCUUCUGCCAACUCGCGGAUGGGAGGUUGUGGCCAACAAGGCGGCGCCCGACGUGCAGCUGAUCCAGACUCACGUCUUGGACCACGGUUCCCACGUGCCAGCGCGCGGAUCGUCUGGUUGUGUUGACAACGAUGCAGGUGCAGUCCAACUUGCAAAAGAUCAUGUACGCGUGGACGACGUCAGUGGUUGUUCGGAUGUCGGGCCGUACUGUGCGGACACGAACCUGUCGAGCCAAGUUCAGGCAGUGUGCUGCGCCACCUGCAGCCAGGGGCCCGAACCAGAGCUGGACGUGGUGCAUUGCCAGGAACACUCUGAUUGCCAGGAUUCGGAAUUCUGCUACGAUGGUACGUGCGACAGCUGCAGCCAGUGCCAAUUCUGCUCCGAUGCUGCCUACGUCGACGAGUGUGGGCACUGCGGGCCUGGGUUCCCCUUACACGAGACAACUCCCUGCCACUCCCAUGAAUACGUGGUCACCAAUGGGGAGCUUACGGUCACACACGCGUGGAAAAAUCUUUCUUCAGAUGAGCAGCUGCUAUUCCUGGAGAAAAUGUUUGGCGAGCUCGACAAGGACAAGUCUUCGACCCUGGACGUGGACGAGCUUGUGGGAACCCUGACUGGACAGGACCUCGUCGCGAUCGAAGCUGCCAACGGCACGCUCAACGCCCCCUUCGACAGCGUCUUGCUUCCCAGGGCUUCGGUAGAAGAGUUUGUGGAUAAGCACAGCGCCCACGGGAAUGCGUUCCUGACCCUCGACGAGUGGCUCGCCACGACUCCUCAGCCCGCACAACGAGCUGCAUCGCAGAAGGCGUUGCGCGGGCCCUCGUGCACCUUCGAGAGUAUCUUCUCACUUCCCAGCACGUGCUCGGAAACACAAUGGGUGAACAAUUGCGGCAACGCUUGCAGUAACAGUUGCACCAGCUGCCCGAGGUUGGCGCACACGAAUUCGAGCUCUGUGGCACGCGUUUCCAGAGAUUCGAGCUCCGUCGCGCGAACGUCCCAGGAGCUUGAGUUCUGGGGCGGACGGCGUCGGCGUCGUUGGUGGAGCGUCGUCACGGAUGUGGUAGACACGGUCGUAAACGUGGUUGUCUGCACUGUGAGUUGCGUCACCAACUGCGUGUGGUCGUGCUUCACCGAGGCAGUGGAGUACGUGUACACGUGCGUGGUCGACACUGUAGUAAAUGUGCUCAUGAGCUUCGGAGAGUGCCUCUCGGCCGUGGUGAACGCCGUCAACGAUGCGGUUGGUAACAUGUGCGGCUUCGAUCUCAUCCCCACAAGCUGUUCUGGCGUCUGGGAUUGCAUUUCGGAGGGGGCGAGCAACGCUCUCUCAUUCUUCGAGUGUGGAUUCUCGAUACUUUUGGAUGUGCUCGAGAACAUGGUCAUGGCAAAUCUUCGCUGCCUGCCGAACAUCGCCGACGGCAUCAGGGCGGCCCUGUUUCCUCCCGAAGCGAUCAUUGCAACUACGGUCUUCGAGGCGUUGUGGGAUUUCGGCGAGAGGGUCGUGAACGGGAUCUACUCAGAAGCUGCGGCCGUGAGCAUCGACUUCUGUUGGAACUCAGCCCCCACCGCCGAAUUCACUGACUGUGGUGCCUUCGAUUUCGUCAGCAGUAUGACUAUUUGGGACGUGCUUGACGUUUUCGGGAUGGCCCAGCGUUUCGCGGAUACCGUGGCGAAGUUCACGAAUUGCCUUACGAAGUCAACAAGCCUCCCGGGGCUCAGUUUCGGCAUCCCCACUCCCUACUUGAACGUUGACUGGACAGGAGGCUCGUGGUGUGCGCCAAGUUUUGUCCAAACUGCGGCCAAAGGAGUCAUUGGCGUGUUCAGGUACAUAUCUUCAGGACGGAUGCUCGAUGACCUCAUCAUUGUAGGUGACAACCUCCUCACCAAUCUUCAAACGAGGUUGGAAGCAGUGUUCUGUGACGAAGGCGACUUCACCAUCACAUUGGGCGUCGACCUCCAGUUCGGAUACGUAGUGCUUGGAAUCAAGGCCCAGGCUGGAUGCCUCAAUGGCAGAUUCGCGGCCAAGAUUGUCGGUUUUGUUACGGGCAGAAUUUCCAUCUUCGGUUCGCCGUACAAGUGGGAGCCGAGCGCCUCUGCGUUCUUCAGUAUCGGUUGCACGGCGGGCCCCUCCAGCACGGAGUGGUCGUACUGGGAGUCGUCUCUGAGCGGCAGCCUGGCGUUCGAUAUUUUCUCGGGGUCGGUCUCUCUGCCCCUCUAUCCACAGCCGAAGCUCGAGUUUGGCUACCAGUUCUCGCUCAAACUCUGGCCCCAACCAGCCCCUCCACCUCGUCUGUCGGAGGGGGAGUUCAACAAGACGUCGCUGCUGCCGGCGCUGCGCCUCCUCUCUGGGGCUACGUCCGACCCCAGCUUCGGCGAAAACGUCAAGAGCAAGUUUCCAGACCCCAAGCCGAUCCUCGAGGGGGCCCGCAACGGCUCGCUCGAGAGGUCCAGCAUGAACAGGAGUGCCGGUGACCUCGCCGGCAGGAUCGCCAUCUCCGUCACGAAGAAUUUUUGCUUCACCUGUGACGAUUUCGGAUCGGAGCCUGCCUGGGUCACAGGUCUUUCCAACAUGGCUCAGAAGUUCGCCUGCUCUGUGGGCCAGGCGAUGGCGGGAGCAUCCUGGGGUGCACUGAGCCUCGCCCAGUGCUUCGCCCAGGUGGCGCAGUGGGAGGCGGCCGGGAACUACUGCGAGUACUUGUACUCCGACUCGCCGAACGAUGGCUCCGGCAGCCCGGGGACCACUUGCGCCUGUAUGCCGCCGAAUGCGAUGUCUUCCGGGGCUUGCCACGCAGCGGUUGGAACCAGGGCCAGCGAGGGGUCUGCGCAGUUCGUGACCUACCGGCAUCAGAGGUUGACCUGCGAGACUGGGAGCGGAGCGGCCUGCAAGACUUGUGUAACGCCGCAGGACCGAGUGGUGAGAGACCAGUGUGAGACCUGCAACGACGGGCACAUGUUGCUCGGCUAUGUGUGCUCGGCCUACACUCCGUCGCCGACGCCACAUCCGACGCAGUAUCCGACGCCAAGCCCGACCCCAUAUCCAACGCCAUAUCCGACGCCGAGCCCGACGCCAAGCCCGACGCCAAGCCCGACGCCAUUGCCACCCGGCGCCACGCAUUCUCCGACGCCAAGCCCGACGCCAAGCCCGACGUCGUUUCCGACGCAGUAUCCGACGAGAAACCCGACCUCGUAUCCGACGCCAAGCCCGACGCCGUAUCCGACGCCAGACCCGACACCCCAUCCGACGCCAGCUUUGGCGGGGGAUUCAUGGGUACAACUGUUGGACAAUUUUGAAUACUACGGCGUCGCUAUGCCCUCAUAUGUUACACCUAUGGCCUAUGGUUCGUUCACACAGCUGCGAGCAACUUACGUAGGCGGACCCGGCAUCUGGUGCGAUACGAGAAGGUCGGGAGGCACCGUGUGGCAACAGUGCUGCUGUGGGUAUAGCGGGUCCUUCGAAUUCAUGAAGAAUGGAGGGUACAUCUUGUCGCAAAGCCAGUGGGGUACGUUGCCGCCCCAGUGCUCAGUGUCUGGGUACACAGUCACUUGCAACGUUAAUUUUGCUCUGUCGAGUGGCGAUACGAUCCUCGCUACUUGGAUGGAGCCUUCCCGGGGGGUGUCGCUUGCUGACAAUGGCGGCAGCAUCGUGGUGGACGUGUACGGAUAUGGAACGGUAUCGCAAGGUUGGUCUAAAAUAUACCAGAUCCAGGAUGGCGAUAGGGGGUCCUAUUCUUUCCCCUUGACAACCGGCGCUUAUGGUAGCAUUUCCUCGGCGAUCGGUUCAAGUCAUGCAAAGUUGUCAGAUUCUGAGAUCAACUCCAUGGCGGUGGCGAGGGACGGCUACUCGCACGUUUAUCAAAUCAAGAGUUCGGAUUGCUCUUCGUACCUGUACAUCAAGUCGAACGACGCUUACGUUGACACAUCGGCAUCAUUCGGCCUUACCAAGGGCAAUACUUUGGUUGGGCUUGGGACCUCAUAUGGGGCGGUGUCGACAUGGGCCACUUUGCCUUCCACCAGCCACGGCAUAGACUUACUCUACACCAGCCCCAAUCUCGGUGGGGAGUCGUGCUGCCGUUAUUUCUUCGGGCAUGGGUCGGUCGAUUGUUGGGCCGGCCCCUCGGGUUACCGCUGCGUCAACGGUGGGUCCGCUUGCUCCAGCUAUAAGAAGCUGGAAGAUGUCGCGUUCUACAUCUGGGCGGGCGGAGCGACGUACAGUCCCACGUCCUACCCGACCCCUCGCCCAACGCCCUUCCCGACGGCCCACCCGACGCCAGACCCGACGCCCCUCCCGACCCCAGUUCCCACGCCCUACCCGACGAAGCAUCCAACGCCAAACCCCACGCACAGCCCGACUCCAAGCCCGACGCUGUACCCGACGCCGUUUCCGACGCCAAGCCCGACGGCGAGCCCGACUCCAAGCCCGACGCCGAGCCCGACGGCGACGCCGACGGCGAGCCCGACGGCAACCCCGACUGCAUAUCCAACGCCAAGUCCGACGCCAAGCCCGACGCCAAUCCCGACGCGGAUCCCCACGUCUGCGCCCACCUACCCCCCGCUUGGGGACCUGGCAUCCUCGGGCACUUGCAGCUGCUCCAGCCCCCCCUGCGGCUGCAACUGCUGGGAUUGCACACACGAGCGUAAAGCUACUGGAUGCUGCAGCUGCGGGGAUGCUUCGAGUUGCGGUUAUGCAGACGUGGUUUCUUCCGUGUGCGACGGCUGCAAUGGUUGUUGGCGCAAUGGCAAGUGUGGUUGCAGCACAGACUCGGCUACCUGGCCCUACUAUGAGGCAUUCGGUCUCACGUGCUCGAGUGAUAGAGGCAGCUACCUGUCCUACCACUACGUGUCACCGACGCCGGCUCCAACGCCAAGCCCGACGCCAAGCCCGACACCAUUGCCACCUGGCGUCACGCUGUCUCCGACCCCGAGCCCGACGCCAAGUCCGACGCCAACCCGACGCCAAUCCCGACGCGGAUCCCCACGUCUGCGCCCACCUACCCCCCGCUUGGGGACCUGGCAUCCUCGGGCACUUGCAGCUGCUCCAGCCCCCCCUGCGGCUGCAACUGCUGGGAUUGCACACAAGAGCGUAAAGCUGCUGGAUGCUGCAGCUGCGGGGAUGCUUCGAGUUGCGGUUAUGCAGACGUGGUUUCUUCCGUGUGCGACGGCUGCAAUGGUUGUUGGCGCAAUGGAAAGUGUGGUUGCAGCACAGACUCGGCUACCUGGCCCUACUAUGAGGCAUUCGGUCUCACGUGCUCGAGUGAUAGAGGCAGCUACCUGUCCUACCACUACGUGUCACCGACGCCGGCUCCAACGCCAAGCCCGACGCCAAGCCCGACACCAUUGCCACCUGGCGUCACGCUGUCUCCGACCCCGAGCCCGACGCCAAGUCCGACGCCAACCCGACGCCAAUCCCGACGCGGAUCCCCACGUCUGCGCCCACCUACCCCCCGCUUGGGGACCUGGCAUCCUCGGGCACUUGCAGCUGCUCCAGCCCCCCCUGCGGCUGCAACUGCUGGGAUUGCACACAAGAGCGUAA
Molecule: messenger RNA, 5568 nt
Organism: Prorocentrum cordatum
Lineage: Eukaryota; Dinophyceae; Prorocentrales; Prorocentraceae
Source: the annotation of a GenBank genome assembly